AUGAUGGGCAAUUGCCUCAGUUCCACCAGCGAGGAAGCGGAACAGAAGAAGAAGAGCCAGGCCAUCGAUCGCAUAAUUGAAGAGGACUCUAAAAGACUAAAGAAAGAAUGCAAGAUCUUGCUGCUAGGCUCCGGCGAGAGCGGAAAGUCGACCAUCGUAAAGCAAAUGAAGAUUAUUCAUCUCAAGGGUUACUCGGACGAUGAGCUCUUCAACUACAGACCGACCGUUUUCAAAAACUUGGUCGAAUGCGCCAAAGCCAUCAUUACCGCCAUGCAGCAGUUUGGCAUCGAACCCCAAAUAGAAGAAAACCGCAACUACAUGCCUUUUUUGAUGGAGUACCAAGCAGAGUCUGGACCCCAGGCUCAGAUUGAUCCUCAAGUCGGCACGGCUGUCCAGUCGCUCUGGUCGGAUCCCGCCAAAGACCGGCUAAUGGAGCACCAAACAGAGUUCUACCUGAUGGACUCGGCCGAGUACUUUUUCCAAGAAGCCAUGCGCAUCGUUGCGCCAGGCUACCUCCCGAAAGAAAUGGAUGUUCUGCGGGCUCGUACCAAGACGACCGGUAUCUACGAAACCCGUUUCCAAAUGGGUGCCCUCAGUAUCCACAUGUUCGAUGUCGGUGGACAGCGCAGCGAGAGGAAGAAGUGGAUUCACUGCUUCGAGAAUGUGACGUCAAUUAUCUUUUGCGUUGCUCUCUCUGAAUAUGACCAGGUGCUCUUGGAAGAGAGCAGUCAGAACCGCAUGAUGGAGAGUCUCCUGCUCUUCGACUCGGUUGUCAACUCGCGAUGGUUCAUGCGAACGAGUAUCAUUCUGUUUCUCAACAAGGUCGAUAUCUUUAAGCAAAAGCUCACUCGAUCGCCUCUGGCCAAUUACUUUCCCGACUACUCCGGCGGCAACGACGUCAACAAGGCCGCCAAAUAUUUACUGUGGAGAUUCAAUCAGGUCAAUCGAGCACACCUCAACCUCUAUCCUCACUUGACGCAAGCCACGGAUACAUCCAACAUUAGACUUGUCUUUGCUGCAGUCAAGGAGACGAUUCUGAGCAACGCGCUCAAAGAUACCGGCAUCAUCUGA
Messenger RNA from Akanthomyces muscarius, 1071 nucleotides. RefSeq lists its product as uncharacterized. Gene Ontology annotation, biological process: adenylate cyclase-activating G protein-coupled receptor signaling pathway. Gene Ontology annotation, cellular component: heterotrimeric G-protein complex. The coding region runs from base 1 to 1071 and encodes 356 amino acids. The transcript is spliced from 6 exons. NCBI's taxonomy places the organism in Eukaryota, Fungi, Ascomycota, Sordariomycetes, Hypocreales, Cordycipitaceae. Gene Ontology annotation, molecular function: G-protein beta/gamma-subunit complex binding; GTPase activity; GTP binding. The record is from RefSeq and is a predicted model, not a curated record.